CGUACGGACCAUGCGUCUUAUAAAAAUCAGACCUGAUGUGAUUCAUUCCCUUGCAACUAUGCCAUAACGUUAGAUGUUUGCCUAUAAGCCUGACGGAUGUGUGUAUAUGGGCACAGUAAGCGUGUGAUUGACAUUAGCAGCAAGAUCUGCACAGCGCCUGAAGCUCUUGAAGGCAAGUUCAUAUGCUGAGGAGAGCCUGCCGUAGACAGCACCAGGAUUUAUCAUAUGAGUAAAUAGGUUGGACCCUAUAACAGAGCUGAAAAUAUUAAUGAAGUUUACUGAUUCGUUCACCUAUGCGUUUCACCUUGCUGAACUGACUCAUCCACGUGAGCUUUUGGGUUGGUGAAAGGGGAUUCUUGGAAGGAGCUAGGAUUCAUUUUAACGCUCAGCUGUUAAGAAGGCACAAAGUGACUGCCGUAUUGCUUCUCUGAUUCUGAAUUGUGAGCCUCCUCACACCUAUACGGAAUAUCUACUGUGUCAGCCGUUUCAGACUCUGUGGACAUGUGGCGGUGGUGUAUUUUGGCGCUGUGGAGUUUGGUUGUGAAUUUCGGCAUUCUACCAGUGGCUGCUCAGCACGAUCACCCGAGUGAGUGCACAUUUCCAAGAUUCGUCCAGAGUCCCAUGACACAGGAUGGCGAUCUGAUGCCCUGGAUAACACAGAGACUGUGGAAGGCGGACGGCUCCCGGUGGAUCACCCAAGUGGAACACAGAAUUAACAAAAACACCAUAGAUUCUCUACGGCGAAACGAAGCAGACUGUUCGGAUGGCAUAUGCAUCAGCACGGCGGAGCUUUACACGAGAGUCUGUCUGCAAAGCCAACACCAUAAUAAAUUCAUUGUAAGAGAAACGAAGAAACAGCGCCCAGGAGUCAAAGAAUAUAAAUGCAUGCAGUUUAUCAGACGGAGUGGUAUAGUGGUACAAGUCCGGACAGGAGUUGCGUGGUCGUCGAUAGACCAAGUCAAAUGCGACGAUGAUUCAUUGUCCGUGGACGCCGAUUAUGACUGGCCGUGGCUUGGGCCUAGACUGACGGAACAGUGGAUAGAGUGCCCGCUCAUUGGAGGGUUUGACUUCGUCACCACGGACAUUGCUAAGAGACAGAAAUUGUGUCCGACACAAUUCAUUCCGUCCAGAUUGGAGAGUGAAUGCAUUCAGGGAGAAGGGAUGGACUUUAUUUUCCCUACAGAAGAAUGCAAUCCUAUAUCCACCACGAAAGAGGAAAAGAUACACUGUUAUGCUAGUUGGGAGGACGAACACUGGAUGUACCUUAUCAUGAGCCAGCCAAGGCAGUUACCGCCUAAAUUUGCCAUGACUUUUCCAAAGACCAUAGGCGACGCGACCUUCACGGCGAACUUAUACGUCGGUGCCGUAGCACCCAUCGGAUCCACUGGUGUCCCUCCACGCAAUGUAACGCACCUGGAGAUGUCGAUGACCAGGACGUCCGCCGAGUUGUGUUUCGACGUCAAUCCAACGGACUGUCAAAAUUUCAAAUCUCUUGGAAUGUGCUCUGACCCAAAUUACAGUGAGCCUUGUAAGAAGAGUUGUAACCUGUGCGACCGAGCUCCAAAUCCAGCCCCUACCCAGAACCUAGCAGAAGACAUUCGGGGUCAGUGGGUGCAACAGGAAGUCAUUGAAAACUUUAACCUGAAUAUCAACCAAACACAUGUCCAUUCUCCUGAGCUGGGAACGUUCUCUUGUAUCGGCAAGAAGUAUGAAGGGCAAGAAUAUAAGAUGGUUUCAACUUUUGGCAAUGGAUGCCGUCCACGAUACACGUGUAUGUCCUUCAAGAGAGCUAACCCAAAUGUCCUCAAGUAUCGACUUUCAAAAAGCGUCAGAUCCGACGAACCACUAGAAACGAUCUGCAGUUUUUCCAACGACCCUGCUCCCCUGAACGCACUAAUCAGAAGUGCUUCUUUCAAAAAUCUAGUCGCUGCUGUGGAACGAGUUCCAGUUCCCUGUGGGUUGCCAGGCAAGACCCCCUUUGACGCCAUGUUCAAAGGCCGGGGUGCGUCAUGCACAGGACACGUAGGGGAGUACGACCAAACCACGUGCACGUCCAAUGAGACUUCACUAUGGCUGUUCUUGGACAAGAAAGGAGACUGUAGCGAGCCAAAAGGACUCGAUCAAGGAUUUACUUGUCUGGCACACCUAAAAGUGCCACAGAAAACAAGUGGAGAUGAUACUCUUAUUAUUACCGAGGACAAAAACAGAGCAUUUAACCAAAGCAGAUUUAGGUGCUGGGUGUUAACGAACUAUACAGGCUCUGGACCAACAGACAGAAAAGGACCAGUAUUGUAUCAAAUGCCCUCUCCACAGUGUGACGAGGGAACGCGGAGAGAUGUCACGAUAAGUGACACACAGUCGGCAUCAUAUUACCUAGAUUUAGAAAACCGGUCAAAUCCAACAAACCAAUCAUACUGCAAGACGGCUACUAAGGUCAACUCGAAAGGUGGAGCCACCAGCAUAAGCCAGACGAUGAUUAGUCAAAGUUUCGUUUAUUUAGUUUUAAUAUUGUUUCUACGCUGUUUUCAUUAAAAUGAUGUAAAGAUGGAAAGUAACAUUUGAUAAGUCCGUGUGCAGGGGAGUGAAAUAAAGUUUACAGAUAUCGUCACGUACGAGAAAGUUUUGUACGGAUAAUUCUUGUACAUGCAGUGAGUAACUGCUUAAGUAGGUAGCUUUAGAAUUAGGGAGAAAUGUGCGUGUGUGAACUAAUUAAAAUUCUUAAUAGACAGAUGUACCGUUUAAUGUGUAAAAUAGAAAGAAGUAUGAGUCAGUUCUUCUUUUAACAAGCAAAUAAACCUUUCUGUUCUUUAGAAAUACUGGAAUCGCCUGUACAGUAUGUGUUUAAAGUUCAUUCCAACAUGUGUCAAUUAAAUCACCCAGCGAGCUUUAUCACUGCUCAUUUUUUAAAAAAUUCUUUAUAUGGCCAAUACUUAAGGUGAGGCUUGAUUUGUUAUGUCCUAAAAGUAUGAACAUUGUUAGUCCAGAAUGCAACAAAAACAACUCUGGAACCGUGCGUGGUUCCACUCACGUGAAUGUAGCAAGAAUGUAGGUGCCAGAAGUGACAACAUUCAUCGGAGAUUGAUUAAGAAAUAGAAGUGUAUCUGUUAUUUAACUGUGAUGUAAAUGCCCCAUGCUCUCAACUGUCUAGAAGCGUUGUGUAAUUUAUGUUAACCGACUCCUUUACGAUAGCCAAUUCCAACUCCCAAUGGACUUCAGGGUUGCCACCAACAAAUGUGCAGGCAUUGGUUAUCAUGUUAUGUAUAAAUUAAGAACACAUAAAAGGUGACCCACGGUUGAAUCAAAACCAGGUUUAGGAACCAGGGUAUUGUGAUUACCUGAUGAAAGUGAAAUAUCUACAUGUGUCUUCCUUUUCGAAAACUCAAAUCGUUCCUGAAAUGCACCAUUUGUCCUAAUGUUUAGUGGCAUUUCUCUGGCUUAAAGCAAAAAUAGUCGGAUUCAUAAACGUUUGCAAAGAUAUGGUACUGGUAGAUGUACACGAAACGACACAAUGGAAUAAUUGUAAGACAUUUGUUCCAUAUUUCAAUGUGUAUUGCCAUGACAAAUUUAGUAAAAUCAACUGUGUCUAUAAAACAGUGGAUGUCCGCCUAUUUAUUUAUUUAUAUGUUAUCGUUGCUAAUGGACGCCCUUGUAAUAACUUGCUGAUUGUAAAUAUUUAGUAAGCAUUUCAUACUUACGGUGCUCGCUUAUUAUUGUUCAUCAUUUUAUCUUCACAACGUUGUUUUACGUUUAGUUAUGUAAACGUAACGUACACUGGUAAAAUACCAACGGUUUUAAUUUGGGCCAGCUUUAAAGUUAGAUAUACAUGUGCAAUGUAAGAAAUAUAAAUGUAUGCUCGUUAUUAUUAAGUCACUUAUUACUCCGUUUUGUUCAGCAAACAACACGCAUUAGAACCACCUUCUCGUUUAUUUCUUGGUAGAGAAAAUGUCAGCGGCAGUCCAUCUGAACUAGGACUCAGUAUUGAGUUCUAGAUCUAAAGGAGAUUUGUGGAUCGAUUGUCGGACAGUUGACUGUCUUUGAAAUCAAAUACUACCAAACUUGAGCUUACUGUAGCACCACUGCAUAACUUUCAAAUAACAAGUUGACACGGUCCAAGACAACCGCACAAAUUUAAUUUAAAGUAUACACAAAAUUGUGUUAGAUUUAUGUUAUGUAAGACCACAACGUUUGUAUCGUUGAGGGUGUUUUAAAUGAAAAUUUCACGUUUUAUUGGAAUAUAUUUACGUAUAAGUGUCGUACACCACGUCGUUAAAAAUGGACAUGAACAGUAAAUGAGAAAUAACAAGAAAGAAAGAAAUCGCCGCCAACGACGAUUUGGUUCUUUGUACUACCUAAUGGUUGCAUGCAAUACGGUGUAUGAAUUGAAAAGGUGCUAUCACAUCCAAUAAUGAAAGAUUGACAAGGACAAAAUGAUGAGAAAAGUGUAUAUAUUUUCUAUCUUCGCCAUUUAAUACAUUUAAGUAAAUAUUGUAAGUUGUGUUAUAAACGUGUAAUAAAA
Messenger RNA from Lingula anatina, 4516 nucleotides. RefSeq lists its product as uncharacterized. The record is from RefSeq and is a predicted model, not a curated record. Lineage: Eukaryota; Metazoa; Brachiopoda; Lingulata; Lingulida; Lingulidae.